ACAUUUCUAUAACUCUGUUAUUUUACAGAAAGUGGAGACCCCACUGCACAUGGCAGCCAGAGCCGGGCACACGGAAGUGGCCAAAUAUUUGCUCCAGAACAAAGCCAAAGUCAAUGCCAAGGCCAAGGAUGACCAGACCCCACUUCACUGUGCAGCUCGCAUUGGCCACACAAACAUGGUGAAGCUCCUGCUGGAAAAUAACGCCAAUCCCAACCUGGCCACGACCGCUGGGCACACCCCCCUGCACAUUGCAGCCCGAGAGGGCCAUGUGGAGACGGUCCUGGCCCUCCUGGAAAAGGAAGCAUCCCAGGCAUGCAUGACCAAGAAAGGAUUUACCCCUCUCCAUGUGGCUGCCAAGUAUGGGAAGGUUAGGGUGGCCGAGGUGCUGCUGGAACGGGACGCACAUCCAAAUGCUGCUGGAAAACAGAAUGGCUUGACCCCUCUGCACGUGGCCGUCCAUCACAACCACCUGGACAUCGUCAGGCUGCUGCUUCCCCGGGGCGGCUCCCCACACAGCCCCGCUUGGAAUGGCUACACCCCUCUGCACAUUGCUGCCAAGCAGAACCAGAUUGAGGUGGCCCGCAGCCUGCUGCAGUAUGGGGGGUCAGCAAAUGCAGAGUCGGUGCAAGGUGUGACACCCCUUCACCUGGCCGCCCAAGAGGGUCACGCAGAGAUGGUGGCUCUGCUACUUUCGAAACAAGCCAAUGGCAAUCUGGGGAACAAGAGCGGACUCACCCCCCUCCAUCUGGUAGCACAAGAAGGCCACGUUCCAGUGGCAGAUGUGCUGAUCAAACACGGUGUCAUGGUGGAUGCCACCACCCGGAUGGGUUAUACCCCACUCCACGUGGCCAGUCAUUAUGGAAAUAUCAAGCUGGUAAAGUUUCUGCUACAGCACCAGGCAGACGUCAAUGCCAAGACGAAGCAAGGAUACAGUCCCUUGCACCAGGCGGCCCAACAGGGACAUACAGACAUCGUGACACUGCUUCUCAAAAAUGGUGCUUCCCCAAACGAGGUCAGCUCGAAUGGAACCACACCUCUGGCAAUAGCCAAGCGCUUAGGCUACAUCUCUGUAACAGACGUGCUCAAGGUUGUCACGGAUGAAACCAGUUUUGUGUUAGCCAGUGACAAGCACCGGUUGAGUUUCCCUGAGACGGUAGAUGAGAUCCUGGAUGUCUCUGAAGAUGAAGGGGAAGAACUCGUCUCCAAGGCUGAGAAACAGGAUUCCAGGGAUAUCGAUGAAGAGAAGGAGCUGCUGGAUUUUGUGCCGAAGCUAGACCAAGUGGUGGAAUCUCCAGCCAUCCCCAGGAUCCCAUGUGUCACACCUGAGACAGUGGUGAUUAGAUCUGAGGAGCCAGAACAGGCGUCUAAGGAGUAUGAUGAAGACUCACUCAUCCCCAGCAGCCCGGCCACAGAGACCUCAGACAACAUCAGCCCAGUGGCCAGCCCCGUCCACACA
Panthera uncia (snow leopard) is the source of this 1456-nucleotide messenger RNA. RefSeq names its product ankyrin-1-like. Lineage: Eukaryota; Metazoa; Chordata; Mammalia; Carnivora; Felidae. Gene Ontology annotation, molecular function: protein binding. The annotation marks the transcript as partial. The record is from RefSeq and is a predicted model, not a curated record. The transcript has 13 exons.